Messenger RNA from Dovyalis caffra, 1299 nucleotides. NCBI's taxonomy places the organism in Eukaryota, Viridiplantae, Streptophyta, Magnoliopsida, Malpighiales, Salicaceae. The record is from the annotation of a GenBank genome assembly.
AUGUUGUCACGCCUUUCGAGGACCGUUGGCCGACGCUCCCUGCUUCUACACUCUCCUUUCCAGAAUCACCACCUGUUGCCGAUUCUCCCUAAUCAGUUUCACUCUCUUGCUCAUGAAUAUGGAUAUCCUAACAAGUGUAUCACAAGUAAGGUGUGUUUGUUUCAUCAUUCAGCCCUAAACCCCUCUCGCUUUCAAAAUUUUGGGUUCACUUCAUCUGCAUCUCCUGAGCCUACUGAAAAGGAGCAGGGAAGUGCUGUAGAUGCCAAUUGUGCAAAUGAAGAGUCGGAAAAAACAAAUGGAAGUGCAGAGAUUUGUGAUCAGACAAAAGAUUCAGUUUCGCAUGAGACCAAAGAGUCAGGUUUCAACUUGGAAUCCCAACAAACUGUGUCCCAAUCUGUUAAAAGGAGGCGAGGUACUAAACGAACUGCAUUUUCUGAUUCAGAUUCUGAGGCCGGGAGUGAUCUAUCUGUGGAUGAUUUGGUGAAGCUUGUGGCGGAGAAGGAGGAACUCCUGAAAGCAAAGCAUAAGGAGAUUGAGACAAUGCAAGAUAAAGUUGUCCGAACAUAUGCUGAAAUGGAAAAUGUCAAGGAAAGAACAAAACGUGAAGCAGAGAACUCUAAAAAGUUUGCCAUCCAGAAUUUUGCAAAGAACCUACUUGAUGUUGCAGACAAUUUGGGAAGAGCUUCAUCAGUUGUCAAAGGCAAUUUCUCAAAAAUUGAUGUGUCUAAUGACACUGCCCAGGUAGUACCACUCCUUAAGACGCUUUUGGAAGGAGUUGAAAUGACCGAGAAACAGCUUGAAGAGGUAUUUAAGAAGUAUGGAGUAGAAAAAUUUGAUCCAACAAAUGAGCCAUUUGAUCCACAUAGGCAUAAUGCAAUAUUCCAAGUACCAGAUGCUUCUAAGCCUUCAGGGACAGUAGCUACUGUUCUCAAGGCAGGAUACAUGCUCCAUGAGAGAGUUAUUCGGCCAGCUGAAGUUGGUGUUACUCAAGCAGUGGAGAAUGGUGCUGAAGGAAAUAGUGACUAUGAGCUAGAUGAGGAUGGCUAUUUGUUUGCACUUGGGACAAAAGAGAAGCAUUAUCAUGGUAGCAAGUGUGCAAUUUGUGGGAGGAGAUUCAGCCAAAAUAUUCAGAUACGAAUUGCACCUGCAAGCGGAACCAACAGCAGUGUUUAUAAUCCUAUCCAUAACUUGAGUAAUUUUGGAUUUGAAACAAGUCUUAUGAUGCAGAUGGUUCAAUAUUUUCAUGGGUGUCUGUUAACGCCUAGUCUAGAGAAGCACUCGAGUCAAGACCCAAAUUAG